Molecule: messenger RNA, 5382 nt
Organism: Moesziomyces antarcticus
Lineage: Eukaryota; Fungi; Basidiomycota; Ustilaginomycetes; Ustilaginales; Ustilaginaceae
Product: zinc metalloprotease
Exons: 4
Coding region: 1-5382 (1793 amino acids)
Biological process (GO): regulation of cyclin-dependent protein serine/threonine kinase activity; proteolysis
Molecular function (GO): protein kinase binding; metalloendopeptidase activity
Source: RefSeq, a predicted model, not a curated record
AUGCGUCUGUCUUCAGCGCACCGCUGGCUAGCAGCCUUGCUGCUGGCGCUCGUCCUCGCAGCAACGCCCAUCACAGCUCGAAGUCGUCAGAGCGGGCCGCUCCAACGCAUCGCGCGGACCAGCAACGUCCAGCUCGAGCAAAUCCCUCCCUCGUUCACAUCGGCCACUCGUUUACAGUCCCGAACAUCGUCCGCGAAUCAACAUCCUCUUCGCCUCAGCUUCCGCGCCUUCCAGCAGGACUUCCAUCUUCACCUGCAGCCGAACAACGAACUCCUGCAUCCCGAUGGAACGCUCGUCAAGUACUACGCCCACAACGAGACCACCGGCGAAAGCUACGUCCGCUCCACUCAGACACUCUAUCCCGGCGACGUGGCCGCAUACCACGGCGUCGUCGUCCAUGCAUCCCAUUCCCGCCGACGCCUAGAAGAGGACCGCGCCGGCUUCGCUCGUGACAUUUACCGCGACCGCGACUUUGGCGUAGUCGGCCGAGCCUCCAUCCUGCUCCACGACGACGGCUCCGUGUCGGGCGAGCCCAUCUUCGAAGGAAGCUUCGAUUGGUUCGGCAACGUCCACCACGUCGACACGCCCCGAAGCUACCUGGCCAAGCGACAGGCCGACGAUCCCGCGCUUGAACCUCGCUCGCAGAACACCGCUUCCAUGGUCGUGCAUCGAGACUCGGACAUCUCCCUCGAGCCCAGAGACGAAGCGACGAGCGCCACGACCUUCAGCAACUUUACCCAGUCCAUGGGCUGCUCCUCCGACGCGCUCUCGUUCAACAGCCACAACCGCCUCGUCCUGAGCGAUGACACCAACGAUGCCACCAGCCGUUCCGUCUACUCGUUUUUCAAGAUGCCUGCUCCACCUCGUCUCGCUCGUCGAGACCUCUUUUCCGGCUGGAACGAUCUCUUCACCAGGUCACUACAGGACGACCUCAUCGAGUCGCCCCAGGCGUCUCCCGACGACUUUGUGUACCACGAGGACCUCGACGACUACCUUGAACCCACCUUCCGCAAGAGGCAGGCGACGGGUAACGACAUCGGCAACGGCUCCAACCAGACCAACAGCUACGAAAACGUCAUUGGCUCCACUGCUGGCUGUCCCAACAGCGCCCGCGUCGUCUACGCCGGCAUCGCUUCCGACUGUGCCUAUACGCAGCGAAGGGGUGACCAGGACGCCGCUCGUACCGAGAUCCUCAACAACAUGAACUCGGUCUCCAACCUGUACCGAUCCACCUUCAACAUCUCGAUCGGCGUCGUCGAACUCGACGUCCGCUCCGGCAACUGUCCCGCCACCGCCACGCAGGAUGCGCCAUGGAACAUCGGUUGCGGCACCAUCUCGAUCGACGAGCGCCUCAGCGACUUUUCGCAAUGGAGGACGCAGCAGCCUGGCAACGGCAUCGGUCUCUGGCAUCUCAUGACCGCCUGCAACUCGGGCAGCGAGAUCGGCGUCGCCUGGCUCGGCACCGUAUGCAUGACCACCGGCUCGAGCAGCAGCGGUCAGACGGUCAGCGGCACCGGCGUCAGCUCCAUCACACAGCAGCAGUGGCAGGUCAUGGCGCACGAGAUGGGCCACAACUUUGGCGCUAUUCACGAUUGCACCAACGGCUGCACCAGCAACUCCAACUACGCCACCCAGUCGGGCGGUGCGCCUUGCUGCCCGCUCUCGGCAUCGAGCUGCAACGCCAACGCGCAGUACAUCAUGAACCCAUCGUCACGAGCCAACAUCCAGAGCUUCAGCCAGUGCUCGAUCGGAAACGUUUGCUCGCUGCUGGGACGGGGUCUCGACACCUCGUGCGUCCAGACGCCCGGCGCACGCAGCACUCUGAGCACACAGCAGUGCGGCAACGGCAUCCUGGAGCCCGGCGAGGAGUGCGACGCCGGACCCAACGGCUCGCGAUGCUGCACGUCGGAAUGCAAGCUCGCCUCUAAUGCCCAGUGUGACCCUGCCUCGAGCCCCUGUUGCUCGGAUUCGUGCAGCUUCGCACCUUCGUCGCAGAUGUGCCGUCCCUCGGUGGACAGUCGAUGCGACACGGCCGAGUACUGCACUGGAUCUUCCGCCGAGUGUCCGGCCGACCAGACCAACGAAGAUGGCAGCUCGUGCGGCAACGGUCUCACGUGCGCCAACGGCUUCUGCACUUCGCGCGAUCUGCAGUGCCAGCAGGCAUCCACCGGCUCCAUCUCGUUCCGAUCCGCAUGCGCGGCGUCCAACGCCAACUCUUGCCAGCUGACGUGCCAGAGCCCCACCUCUCGCAACCAGUGCCUCAUCCUCCAGCAGCCCUUCAUCGACGGCACCAGCUGCGGCUACGGAGGACGAUGCGAAAACGGCGAGUGCAAGUCGGGCUCGUGGCAGACCACCUUCCGCAACCUGUACAAGGACAACCUCCGGAUCUCGAUUCCCGUCACCAUCAUCGUGGGCAUCAUUGUGCUGCUCAUCCUCUGGGCCAUUGUGCGCCGAUGCUGCUGCUCUUCGAGGCGACAGCGAGGCGCAGGCGCUGCCAAGGCCUCGAGAGCGUCCCGAGGGCCAAACAUGGGCUACGCCCCUGGCUCUGCCUACAAUCCCGUCGCCACACCGCAAAGCACCGCAAGUGGCUCGCACGCACCCAACGGCUUUGCGCCGCCUCCCGGACCUCCACCGCCCGCACGAGAGUCCUCCUCCAUUGUAUUUUCCGCAUUCAUCGUAAGGAUCGUCUUCAGCACUCCAUCACCAGGAGCUGCGAAACCCUAUCAUUUCGGCCACCUCGCCACCGCCGCGGCCGCCAAGCGAAGGAGGGUCAAUUUCCAAAAUGUGGUGUGCACGCACGUUCUGUUCGUGCAGCUUCAGCACGGACACCUGGGCCUCCAACCCACCGGCGCCAGCCCAGUGUCUCACGUGCUGAGCCGCUCACCGAAGCUCGACGGGAAAUCGAAAAAACAUGCAAAGCACUCGAGCAAAGCACUCGAGCGCAGGCUUUGCAGCGCUUUGCAACGCUCUGCUCGCUCGGGUCACUUUGACUUCUGUUCGAUAAUCCCAAAUCCCACCGGAGACUGUCGCGCUUGCGCAGCCGGCACGUCGUACUCCCGCACCACCACCACUACCAUCAGCUACGCUGCCACCGAUAGCUUGCCGGCUCAACGUCGGAUCGUGCUCUUCUGGCGGCUACGAAGACACGCUCGGACGCGGCUUGGUCGAAACGCUCACAAUCGUGGCAACCUCGAUGUGCGACGAGUGAGCGACGCAAGCUUGCGCGACUCGGUCCCACUUCCCAUCCCGGCGCAUCCCGCUGGCUGUCUUGUCCUCGAUCCCAGCAACCCAAGAACCAUGCUUUCCACAAGCCCCGAUCACACUUCCGCCGCCUCACCACCUGGAGCCCCCUCUCCACAGUCGUCCUCUGUAGGCUCCUGCUACACAUCCUCGUCCUCGCAAGCCUCUGUUCGAGCACGCCACACGCUCUCCGACCCCUCUUCCAGCUCCACCAGCCCAGCCAGCGCCUUUGAUCGAUCCUCGGACUACCACACCGCACCUGCACCUGCCAAGCGUCCUUCCAACGGCGGCGCGAGUGCGGCACACACCCACCAGUCCUUCAGCGCGCUUGCCGCACAGCAGACCGGCUUGGCUUCCUCCGCAGCCUGCACAACUAUGAAUCCGCACUCGACCGCUUACGAGGCCAUGGACCCUCGAGCCUACCUGCGUGCCGGUCCCUCGAGCAGAGCGCAUCCGGACGCUGCGACGCCAUCUCCAAACGAGCCGCGAUAUUCUCAGGGCGGAAGUCCGGACAACAGUCGCGCACCGGCGGCAAAGACUCGACGCACCAGCCCAGGAGGAUCGCGCGCAUCUGGCAACCUCGCACCCUCUCACUAUGACCGGACCGAAAGCCCGCACCCGGAAUACACUGCCAUCGCCCACGCAGCUCGAAGCUCACAGCUUGACACGAGCGCCAACUCAUCGGCUUUCACGUCGUCCAAUGCAUCGACACUGCAUCCGUCGUCCUCGUUUGCGCCCAUGGACUGGAGUUCGGAGGCGGCCACACAUGCCUCUUCACACCGUGCAGCGAGUCCUGGCGAUCCUCGGCCUGCUGCCAGCCACAUGCCGACGAGCAAUGCGACCGUGGCAUCCACCUCGUCCACAGCUGCCUCUCCUCGCACACACUCCGAUGGGCAGUCACAUCCGGCGCAUCAAUGCGCACCCUCAUCGUCUGGCGCACAAGCUCCCGCAUCCAUAUCAGCCCGAGCCUCUGCAAGCUCGUCGGCGGAUCGGGCCGAGACCAAGUCGCAUGCGCAGUCCAUGCCCAAGAUGGACCUGGCCACCUUUCCGCCGCAGGAGCUGCUCAAGAUCCUCGCAACUCUUCUGCAGGAGAUCGCGUCAGCCAACGACGAUUUCCAGCCAGACGGAAGCAAGGACGAGUCGCGCAGCCGAAGAGGCGCCCGCACGCGAGAUCGCUCGACUCCAGCAACGCCCGCAGAGGCCUCCGACUCAGCAGACACCUCGGCGGCGCGGGAUUACGCCGCUCCGCCAGGCUCGCAUCUGUCGUUCAGCGAUUCGCGCCGACCGUCGGUGACGACGGCGGCGCUAGGCGCGCUGGCGACGCCAUCCAGCACGCUCUGCUUCCACGCACGAAACGUGCCGAGCAUCAGCAUCGAGUCGUACCUGCUGCGCAUCCUCAAGUACUGUCCCACGACCAACGAGGUCUUCUUGAGUCUGCUCGUCUACUUUGACCGCAUGAGCAGGAUGGGCACGGGCGCCAAGCCAGGUGCCAACGGCGGCGGUGAGGCAGCAGGCGAGGCGGCGGGACUACCUCGCGCCCUUGAGCGGGCGACGGGCCAGGGCGAGGCUGCGUCGCAGCCUUCCGCAACGCGCGGUUCGGACGGAGAGGCGUCGUCGUUGGACCCCAAGCCAGAGCACGCCGCCGCGCACCCUGGCAUCCGCGGGUUUGCUAUCGACAGCUACAACGUGCAUCGACUGGUGAUUGCAGGCGUGACGGUGGCAAGCAAGUUCUUCAGCGAUGUCUUCUAUACCAACAGUCGCUAUGCCAAAGUGGGAGGCCUGCCGCCGCACGAGCUCAACCAGCUCGAGCUGCAGUUUUUGCUGCUCAACGAUUUCCGGCUGACGAUUCCACUCGAAGAGAUGCAGCGCUAUGCGGACCAGCUGCUCAUGUACGGUAGCGGCAGAGCCGAGCUGGCCAGGUCGACCAAGCAGGCCAACCCAGCCUCAAGCUUGGAUGCAAGCCGGCCGAAUGCGGCGACCGGCGAGCCAGUUGCCGGACGGCCGUCGACCAGCGCGGCUGGAGGUGCGGAGCAUGACUCGGCUGGAACGACGUUGCAGAUGGCAGGUCAGGCGAGACCAACAGACGAAGCAGGUGUUGACACGCAGGGAGACGUCCACAUGUCGGAUGUCAAGACAAGCUGA